Archocentrus centrarchus (flier cichlid) is the source of this 2969-nucleotide messenger RNA. Its product is annotated as neurocalcin-delta B. The record is from RefSeq and is a predicted model, not a curated record. The transcript has 4 exons. Gene Ontology annotation, biological process: calcium-mediated signaling. The coding region runs from base 267 to 845 and encodes 192 amino acids. Gene Ontology annotation, molecular function: calcium ion binding; actin binding; tubulin binding. NCBI's taxonomy places the organism in Eukaryota, Metazoa, Chordata, Actinopteri, Cichliformes, Cichlidae.
GGCGAGCGGCUUCGGGGCUAAGCUGAGUGUGUACAUCGGCUCGGGAAAAAAUCCUGGUGGAGUUUGGACUGCGAGCACCCGGGGAACUUCAGCUACCUAUCGCCUCUCUUUGCUUCCUCUGAAACUUUCGCCGCCUCUCACUUUUGACCUGAGGUAAUGGACUCCUAAAGAGACUUUAAACAAGCUCUCAAAAGCAACUUGAAAGCGAGCAGUCUUAAAGCGCCGCUGCCCCCUCACCAACCACAGCCUCAACAGAAGCAGUGACCAUGGGUAAACAGAACAGCAAGCUCCGUCCCGACGUCAUGCAAGACUUGGUGGAGAACACGGACUUCACCGAGCACGAGAUCACCGAGUGGUACAAGGGCUUCUUGCGGGACUGCCCCAGCGGGGCUCUGUCCAUGGAAGAGUUCAAGAAGAUCUACGCCAACUUCUUCCCUUACGGCGACGCCUCCAAGUUCGCAGAGCACGUCUUCCGCACAUUUGAUGCCAACGGAGAUGGGACUAUAGACUUCAGGGAGUUCAUCAUUGCUCUGAGCGUGACCUCACGUGGUCGGCUGGACCAGAAGCUGAAGUGGGCGUUCAGUAUGUACGACCUGGAUGGGAAUGGCUACAUAAGCAAGGCCGAAAUGCUUGAGAUUGUAACGGCCAUUUACAAAAUGGUUUCCUCUGUGAUGAAGAUGCCUGAGGAUGAGUCAACACCUGAGAAACGCACAGAUAAGAUUUUCAGGCAGAUGGACACAAAUCGAGAUGGUAAACUUUCCCUGGAGGAGUUUGUUGAGGGAGCAAAGAACGAUCCCUCCAUUGUCCGACUGCUUCAGUGUGAUCCCAGCAGUGCUGGGCAGUAAAACAACAAAAGGACUUUUCCCACUGCAGUUUAAUAGAUUUAACACAUUUUCAAAAUCUCUCCCAUCUGACACACCUGAGAUUUUCUUUUUUUUCUUCACACGGGAUUCCUCGAGCUUUAGAGGCACACCAGAUUAACAUGCACAUAUACAUGCCACAAAUAGUAUAUAAUCGUCCAGAAUCCUACAUGCACACACAGUUCGUGCGCCUCUAUGCCUGGUCAGAAACUCCAGACAUGCAGUGGAGAUCUCACAUAUGGUACAAAUAGAAGUCAAAGAACUGAAAUCCCAUCAAAGACUUGUUAAAUGCAGAAUGAGAGCUGUGUUAUCUGUCUGAGAGGACGCCCGGCGAGGAUAAUCCAGCACAUUUGUGAGGUACUCUGAGCGAAUCAAGUUUUGGCUGUUUGUUUUCCUGCCCUUUGUUGUUAUGGAAAGCAUUAUUCCUGAUGGAAAGGGAGUUGUGCUGUUUUUUUUCUGUGACUGACUGAAUGGGUGGUUGGUUUUUUUAGUAUUGCAGUCUAAAUCCAUGUUAACACUGGAAAAAAAUGAAGUUAAGUAAGUCUGGGGCAAAAAGUGUUCUGAGCUUACAGUAGACUGAAGAUCUGGGAACUGUAGUUUUUAACCAAAGAGUAAUUUUAGACAGGGAUGAAAGAUUAUUUUAUUUGUUUUGUCUUUUUUUUUUUUUUUUUGUACAUUUUGGAGGAAUGUUACAUGGAACCAGAACUGAGUCAGAUUUCUAAAUGAAGGGGAAUAUCAUGACUACAGAUCACAAGCAUCUGCUUCUUUGAAAGUGACUUUAUAUGCCAAGUUCUGUAUCCACACCCUCAAACAUGGUAUGUGCACACAUUCAUUUUAACUAUGAAUACAUAAACUUGGCAUAUGCAUAGAAACCGAGCUGCGAUUCUCCUUCAACUACGGUUCAAAAAGUGUAUAACUGAAAAACAAAGAUAGAUGUUAUAUGAAUAUAUAUAGUAUGUACUUAUAUAUUCUUUUACUCUGUGGUAACGUUGUAGCAAUUCGCUGCAAUGAAAGAGAUUCAUUUUAAAAUGUUGACGUAUAAAUUAUUGGAAUGUGAUGAUGAAUAUUUUCUUUUCUUUUACUUGACAAAUAUGAUAUGGAAGAAAGUUGUACAGUAUAUUCACUCAUAUUUAUGCUAGAGAUGUUAAAAAAAAAGGAGAGGACCACACAUAUUGCUAUGCAUUCAGCUUUGAAUAUCAUCUGCUGCAUUUUAAAAUUUUUUAAGUCUCCUACACUGACAUGAGAUAAAAUGCUGGCAGUCGAUAAGUUUUUUUUUUUUCUUUCCAGUAAAGUCUCUAAAUUCAAAUGUAACCAUAAUCUCAAAUUUUUGUGCAAAUGUGACGUCAUGUCUCCUGAACAUGCACUUUUUAUCUCGUGCAAAAAAAAAAAAAAAAAAAAGUAUCAAUUGCAAAUUAAUCUAAAUGCUGCUGUGACAAUUAAAACAAUUGCAAUUAUAAUGAUGACAGUCGCUCAACUGACAGGUCGAUGCACAGACAUUGGUGACCAUACUAUACCGUUCCAGCUGUAUUUCUAAAGCACUUUAACACAAUCACAAUGGACCAAAGUGCUGUACAGAGGAAUAAAGAAAAGACAGAACAACAUACCAGCUCACAUGAAGCAUAAAAUGCCCGUAAAAAAUGCAAAUGAAAAUAAGACUUGAAGCAUAAGAAUAGCAACAGACAUACAAUAAAACAAAAUAGGUGAAAUAAAAAAAAGUCAACGUCUCACAAGUAACUGGUGCAUCCACCAAACUCACUGUGGUUUUCAGGAUUCACAAAAGCUUUUCAUCACUCCCCUGCUGUCCCUGCCGAUCAGAAAACAAGGUGGAUAAAUGUGACGUUAGGGUGGAAAAAAUAAUAAACAUUUCAGAGAAGCAAUUGGUACUACAGUCCCACAUUUCAAUAGCAUCUUGUGGUCAAGUGCCAAAUUUAGAUGAAUUUUAAAAAAGGAAGAAAAAAAAAACAGUAUUGUAUCUGUUUAUACUGUACAGCUGUGACCUGUCGAACAAAAAAGUUAUUUUGUAGAUUUUUUUGUAUUGUUAACUUGCAAUAUGUGUUCUGUGUAGGAUGUCCAUUUUGUUAUUCAAAUAAAGACAGAAUGGGGAAAAUG